AUGACAUACACCCAGAUAGUCGACGGGCUUCCAACAACCGAAUCAUUUUACGGCGCUUUCACUCUUUGUUUGGACCAACCGACCAUCCAGCACAGCUACACCCAAGCUCUCGACUCGUUUCAAAAUUCAGAACUAGGAAUCCAAGCCUGUGAAAUUGCUUUGAUAGAGCUCGUAGCUGUAGCAUGCCACCAAAUUGCAGUCUAUCUCUUCCAAAAUGAACAGACUCACCACAAGGGAGAGUACGAAGAGGGGUUAUCGAAAGAAGACAAACUCGAAGCCAAGGGAUCUGAUAAAUAUCAGUUUAUCCCUAAAGAGCCCCCUGUCCCCUUCUAUCACGAGUCAUACCUCAUGCAUCAACAAUAUCCAUAUGGAAUAGCAGAUAUAGUGGGAUAUUGGGCCGAGGCAAAAAUAUUUGGAGGCGUUGUCCUCUUUGACAGAAGCCAUAUCAAUGGCGAGCAUUUUGACGAUGGACAAGUGGGAAAUGCGUCGCUUGAUGAAGAAGCCGUGGCUGAGAUUCAACAGAGGCUGAGCAUGAUAUCGCCGUCAUCAAUGAUCACCCCACUGGAGAUUUCGCGGACGAUUGUGGUAGUGCUGCUGGAGGUUCAUAAUGGAACCACGUGCUCUGAACGUGGUACGGCGCCCGCAUAUCGAAUGGUGGAUCGUUAG
Molecule: messenger RNA, 666 nt
Organism: Metarhizium acridum CQMa 102
Lineage: Eukaryota; Fungi; Ascomycota; Sordariomycetes; Hypocreales; Clavicipitaceae
Source: RefSeq, a predicted model, not a curated record